This is a messenger RNA of Xenia sp. Carnegie-2017, 1681 nucleotides long. RefSeq lists its product as uncharacterized. Lineage: Eukaryota; Metazoa; Cnidaria; Anthozoa; Malacalcyonacea; Xeniidae. The transcript has 8 exons. The coding region runs from base 1 to 1239 and encodes 412 amino acids. The record is from RefSeq and is a predicted model, not a curated record.
AUGUGUUGUGAUGAGAAUGAUGCCAAUCAUUUUGCUAAGCUUCUGGCUAUGAACUGGUCAAAGAUAUUCGUACCUAGUGCUUGUGGUACUUGCUCUUGUGGUGCUGCUUGGGAUAAGCGUGAUGUAUCAGAUGACUGGCUGGAUGUGGAAGGCUGUCAUGUGGCGUAUCUUUAUGAUUUCCACUGUGUGAAUGUGUAUUAUCGACCGUGUUCUACAUGCACAAACAAGAAGCGGUACGAUGGUAUCGAGAACAACGUCUUGUGGUUUGGAUCAUUUUCCAUUUCGCAUGCAGUCCUCAAAGAUUAUAUAAGGCAUUUUUUGGUUUCAAGAUUACUUGACAUUGACUUUGUUGACGCUUUUCAUUGUAACAUCUGUGGAAAACAUCCGAAAAAAGUUGUUAUGGACGAUUUCAUCUCCUGGCCUAAAAUGCUAAUCGUAUCCCUUAGAGAGGAACAUUUUGGUGUCACGUUUCCAGAACCUUGCAUAAGACUUCUCAAAGCACUUGCGUCAGAUAAACCUGUUUGUGCAAUUGUACCUCCUGUGAGAGAGGUGAAGGAUUUGUUGAUCAGAAUUGCCAACGGAGCAAAUCCAAAGGACAAUCCAUUGUCUGAUUUACAACUUUUGCACGAACAGGUCCCCCUCUUGUUUUGUCUUUGCAAUCAUUUUGCAGAGCUGCCAAACCCCAUACGUGUUUUGUGUGGGGAAAUGGUCGCCAAAGCGUCCAGUCCUUUUACUGACCAAAACGGGUGUGAGCGUUUGCCCCACAACCUUCCCCAAGUUCAGUGUGAUGGUCAGUUAGGUUUUUUUCCAUCUUUGCCUUCUCUUGUUGAACGUGGGCACUAUGUUCUUGACACAAAAAGAGCUGGUCAUUUAGAUGAUUGUGCCAAAGGCGUUCGUUCAAAGAAGAAGCAUGGGUCUUUAAUUCCUGGGAUAUUCCUUAUUUUAUGUCCGCACGGUAUUUGUUACGGCUUUCAAGUGAUGCCCGAUCAUGAAUCACCCAAUGUUCCUUUUACCAUUUUAAGAACUCGAUUUUCUGAAGCUCCUGAACUAGUGAUCUAUGACAACGCGUGCAAACUACACGAGUACUGCCUUAACCGCGAUCCUGCUUUUUUUAAAAAAUCCAAAUUCAUCGUCGACAAGUUUCAUUGGAGAAACCAUUCUGGUUGCUCUGAGGGAUACGAUAUUAAUAGAUAUCCCAUUUUAAAAAACGCACAACAGCCAAGCUGCAGAGCAGUGUAACUCUGUAAUGAAGCCACUUGCGUCAAUGGUUUCAUACAUGGAAUAUGACAACUUUUUGCUAUUUUCGAAAUUGUAUAUUUGGUACAGAAACAUGUUGCGCAUAAUAAAAUGCAAUCCUGGACGGGAUGUUCCAGAGAGGGAAACGUUUCUUGCAAUCAGCAAUAUUAUCAGAUAAGUAGUAUUUGAAAACCAGUAUUAUUUAAUUGGGAACCAUGUUGAAACGAAAUGCUAACACUUUGGAACAAACAAAAAGUCUAAGUAACAGUUGAAAUAUUUUUCUAAAUUCAUCAUUUUAAAGAAAAUACGUCAUAUUUAUGACAUGUCUGCGUAACGUAUAGCUGUAACAUUUUGUCCUCAAACAGCUUCAUAUUUUUCGCAUUUAUAGCAUAAUGAAAAAUUUUGGAUAUGAAAAUGAAUGAAAUCAAUUUUUAAAAUGUUGAAA